This is a messenger RNA of Fusarium fujikuroi IMI 58289, 2415 nucleotides long. RefSeq names its product related to DNA-binding protein. The record is from RefSeq and is a predicted model, not a curated record. The coding region runs from base 1 to 2415 and encodes 804 amino acids. Gene Ontology annotation, biological process: regulation of transcription by RNA polymerase II; DNA-templated transcription. The transcript has 3 exons. Gene Ontology annotation, cellular component: chromatin. Lineage: Eukaryota; Fungi; Ascomycota; Sordariomycetes; Hypocreales; Nectriaceae. Gene Ontology annotation, molecular function: DNA-binding transcription factor activity, RNA polymerase II-specific; zinc ion binding; RNA polymerase II cis-regulatory region sequence-specific DNA binding.
AUGCCCGGUGCAAACGUAGCAGUCCUCCCGCCCCCUGCGGCCUCGACAGCGUCUUCGCGAAAGGCCUCGCUGGCACCCGAACGUAAAUACAAGUGCCAGUUCUGCAACAGGGCCUUUAGCAGGAGCGAACACCGAAGUCGCCAUGAACGAUCACAUACCAAAGAGCGUCCUUUCAAGUGCAUGAAGUGUAGGAGUACCUUCGUCCGUCGUGACCUUCUUCUUAGACAUGACCGUACCGUCCACGCCAAGGACGGCGGCGUACCUCUUCACAGCGAUGGCAAGCGCCGGGCCGGUCCCAAGACUCGCGCGGUCGGUGCCCCUUCAAAAUCUUCUAUCGCUAUUGAUACUUCAACCCUGGAACAAAUGGAAUCUGGUGCUGAUGGCAUCUUUGACGUUGAGACUGCUGCCAUGCUUGUAGCCGAUCUACAUCACAAGGCCACCGCCGCUAUGCGCGAAGACCACUCAUACGAGGACAGUCCAUCGAUGACUUAUUCACCCCACAAUGCUUCUGCUAUGGAGUCAACUGUGACCUACCCCUCCGGCGCCAUCGCAUUACCUCAGGUUCAGUGGGAUGGUUUUAUGUCUCAAUCAGUCGCCGAGCCCAAAGCCCAUUCGAUAACGUCCAGUGCAUCCGGGUCAUUCGAGUCUCAACCUUCUUUCACCAGCGGAACUACCCUGCAAGCUAAUUCGAACCAACUCCCUCCUAUUAGUGGACAGAACUGUAAUGGCCUGGUACCGGCUCUACAGUCUAUGAUCAACUCGUUGCCCGACUCCACAGCUGCGCUGCCAUCUCCAUGGUCGUCAGAGUCAUCCAAGCCUGGAUACAAGGCCCCUGAAGUGAUGGGGGAUGACGAGCGUAACGCUAUCCUUGACAACAUCCGCAGUGCCGACAGCGAGCACGCCAUCCCUGAGGGUUUCCGCCUACCAGGCCUAGGUUCCUUGAAUCGGUACCUUUCAACAUACUUCGGUCUAUUCCAUCACCAUUUGCCUUUCUUGCAUCCUGCCUCAUUUCAUCCCACCAAGGUCUCACCCCAGCUUUUGUUGGCCGUUCUCAGCAUUGGCGCUCUUUAUGCUUUCGACCAAGAACAAGCAUACAUGCUUCACAUUGGCUCCAAGGUUCUGGUCAACCAGUUCCUACAAAGCAAGGAGAACUUUAGCUCCCGCAAGUGUCCCCUGUGGACCAUGCAGAGCAGCCUCCUCAACAUGAUCUUUGCUAGCUGGAGUGGUGACCCUAAGGGCCUGGAAUGGACCUGCUCAAUCAAGAGUCUACUCGCCAACAUGGUCGCGGGUAACAGGUACGAGCUGAAGCUUCGACAAGAAGCUCGGUCAGGUGCAAAGCCCACUCGUGCCGAGUGGGUAGAAGAUGAGGGCUGCCGUCGUACAUAUUACGCUGUCUACAUCUUCUUCGGUCUUUUGACACUUACCUACAACCACACGCCGGCCAUCAGUUUCAGCGAGUUUGAAGAUUUACAGCUUCCUUCUACCGAAACGCUAUGGAACUUGCAGGUACCAGACGAGGCGGUAUGGCAAGAACACCUGGCAGCUUCCACUACUGUGACCUUCAUGGAGGCUCACGACAAUCUUUUUCAGGGCGAGACGCUUCGAUACAGCACCUUCGGCACCCGCGUCAUGAUCAACGCUCUGUUUCUUGAGGUCUGGUAUCACAAGCGCAGUCCUGAAGCACUGCAAGACGUGGUAACAGAGUACAAGUUGCGGCUGGCGCUAGAAACAUGGGAAAAGUCCGUCGAUAUGUGUGAGGCCGAAGCCUUUCCUGUACCGAUCAGUGCUCCCCACAAAGGCCAUCCUCUAAUCUUCAACGCGAAAGCUAUGUACCGUAAUGCUCGUGUCCGCCUGGAAGUUGACCUCAAGGCGGUCCAGGAAGCGCUUCGCUAUCAUGAGUCCUAUGAGGUUGCUGCUGCGAUGACGCAUGCCCGGGAUCGUGUGAAGCGCUCGAGUGAGAUGAUCAAGGUUAUUGAGGAAUGCUACAACUGCCUAGAGACGGUUGUUUCUCAAGGGGUGAGAUGGAUUGCCCGUGUAUCGCCUACCAACUGGAGCGUGGAGCAUGCUCUCUGCGGAAUGGAUCUCAUGAUCAUCCUAUCGCUGUGGUUGUAUCGUCUGGAACAUGACGAGGAGCCUGCGACUCAAGAAGAGAUGGCCAUGUACAACAAGGUUCGACAGCUUCUUGUGAAGGAAAUUGAUGAGAACUACAUGUCUCAGCUGAGCGCGGUUGUCGCACGACUCUGGGGUUCGAUACUCGAUGAAGUUGUUGUUUGGGGCAUGACACGACUUAUGGGCGACGCCUUCAAAUUGCAUUCUCAGGCCCUUGUCGGCUAUGUCGAUGAUCCUGAAGCAUCCUCAAAUGUCUCGACUCCCUCGAUGAUCUCGCAGGGGGCAGAUGAGGAUAGCGUGUACUAA